Lathyrus sativus (Indian pea) is the source of this 678-nucleotide messenger RNA. Lineage: Eukaryota; Viridiplantae; Streptophyta; Magnoliopsida; Fabales; Fabaceae. The record is from the annotation of a GenBank genome assembly.
AUGGCCUCCAACCUUGAAGCAAAAACUAAUGGAAUCUCAGCGAACAAUUUUGAUAUUGAGAUACCUGUGCAUGCAACUAAAGAAAGUAAUGAAAACGAGAGUAAUAUUAAUUACUUUCAAAGGGCACAGUGGCUUAGAGCAGCCAUGUUGGGAGCCAACGACGGAUUAAUCACUGUUGCCUCAAUGAUGAUUGGUAUCGGAGCAGUAAAAGAAGACAUCACUGUAAUGAUCCUUACUGGUUUUGCUGGUUUGGUAGCUGGUGCUUGUAGCAUGGGUAUUGGCGAGUUUGUCUCUGUUUAUACUCAAUACGACAUAGAGAUGGCUCAAAUGAAAAGAGAAAGAGAAGCUAAUAAUAACAAUAAUGGAGUAGUUGAUGAUGAAAGUACGGAAAGGGAGAAAUUGCCGAAUCCGUUUCAAGCCGCGUUGGCAUCGGCACUGGCAUUUUCUGUUGGUGCUGUUAUGCCAUUGCUAGCAGCUUCAUUUAUAAGGAAUCAUAAGAUGAGGAUGGGUGUUGUUGGUGCUGUUGUUAGCAUGGCACUGUUGGUGUUUGGAGGAGUUGGAGCAUUGGUUGGAAAAACACCAGUGAUGAGGUCUUGUGUUAGGGUUCUUAUUGGUGGUUGGAUGGCUAUGGCCAUUACAUUUGGUUUCACCAAAUUGAUUGGCAGAACUGGACUUUGA